Molecule: messenger RNA, 1568 nt
Organism: Haliotis rubra (blacklip abalone)
Lineage: Eukaryota; Metazoa; Mollusca; Gastropoda; Lepetellida; Haliotidae
Product: gastrin/cholecystokinin type B receptor-like
Exons: 3
Coding region: 162-1430 (422 amino acids)
Biological process (GO): neuropeptide signaling pathway
Cellular component (GO): membrane
Molecular function (GO): G protein-coupled peptide receptor activity
Source: RefSeq, a predicted model, not a curated record
CAACGGAAUGGCAGUGGAGUUCCUGAAUCACUGAGGCAUGAAAGGAAACAACAUAGUUUAAUGUGUACGGCUUGCGUGUUUUGAAACACGAAAUCAGACUCAUCUUGUCAUUCCCUCAUCACGAGUUCAGUACAAAGUAUACAAGGCAUAUACUUUUCGCCAUGUCGUUCAACAUCACCAGUGUUUACGAAUACAACAACGCAUUUGCCCGUCUGUACAUGCCGGUCAUUGUAUUCCUCGUUGUUCUCUUGGCUGUGGGUGUGGUGGGCAACUCGUUGGUGUGCUAUGUGUACUAUGUUAAGUUCAAGCCGUCCAACAACCGCUGUUUUAUUGUUAUAAUCGGAAUUCUAGAUCUACUUACUUGUGUUGUCAGCAUACCACUUCACAUUCUGGAAUUGAAUUACAAUGCAACAUUUGGGACUUUCGGGUUAUGUGAAUUAAUAAUGACGUGCGUAACCUUCUUCUCCAUGUCGUCUGCUGCUGUGUUGGUGGUAGUGGCCGUUGAUCGCUACAGGAAGAUAUGCCAGCCCUUCAAGAGACAGAUGACCCCCUUUUCAGCCAAAAUAUCGUCCGUAAUAGUCUGUGUCGUUUCUGGGCUGUUUUCAAUCCCCUCGUCUGUCAUAGAUGGACCUAGAACUAUAUCUCUGGGUGAGGUUAAUGCCACAAUAUGCAGUCAAAGAGAUGAAGACUCUGACCUUCACAUAGUGUAUUCCGGUAUUCAGAUUUUCCUUUUUGUUGGAGCCUUAGUGUCCCUCGUUGUGCUGUAUGGACUGAUAUGGCACCAGAUUCGUAGAAAGCAAACUAUCAGAAGGCGAUUUUCAGAAUGCAAAAAUACAGACAACACUCUAAGGCCAUGUUUAACAGGUCAAACACAUUCUGCAAGAACGUCAGAUAAUGAUUGUUGCCAACCACUCAACUGUGACACCACUCAGGUUGGUGAGGAAAACAAUGCAAACACUGUGAUUAGAACGCAUACCUACAGACAUGAAGCGGACAAUGGAACACCUUUGAAUCUUAUACAGAACAAUGUGAGAUGUGAGAGUGGUUCUCAGUCCAGGAGUGACGAAACAGUCAUUACCUACUGCUUUGGUCAAGCCAGUUCACCAUCAUUCAUGCCAGCAUUGUCGACACUACGACCCACGUCGACGCCAGCACAUUCUCAGGGGAAACAUGGAACAGGCAAAAUUACGAUGGUACUCUUUCUUAUUACGCUUGUAUUCAUCUUGAGUUAUCUCCCUUAUUUGGCCCUGACCGUUGCCAGAUCUACACAUCCCGACAUCCUCGACGAGACACCUGUAGCUGGGGCCAUCUUGGAGAGAUCAUACUUCAUACAAAGUAUCUCCAAUCCACUCAUAUAUAGUUUCUGUAAUGCUAUAUUCAGACGACGCCUUAGGUCGAUGUGCCGCUGUACUCAAAUGAAAUUCCUUUGAGUACCGCAUUUCAACAUUUAGUUACUUAAGAUGCUUUAGAAAUCUAAGAUAUUAAGUGUUGCUCAUACUCUUCUUACAAACCGAGGAGGGGGAAGGGGAGGGAGGGCGUCCUGUCAUUUCCAGGUGUACCCACCAUAU